AUGGUGGAAACCAAACGGAUCCUCAUCGCGAACCGAGGCGAAAUAGCAUGUCGACUCAUUCGAACCUACCGCACCUUUCCCCUCCCUCACCUGUCCGCAACUCCGCGCAUCUCCACCCUGGCGAUCUACACCUCCAGCGAAUCCAAUUCUCUCCACGUCUCGCUCGCCGACCACUCCCACCAGCUCCCCGGCCACGGUCCUCGAGCGUACCUCGAUCGUAGCGCCAUCGUCGAUGCCGCGCUCAAGUUCGGGUGUUGGGGUGUCGCUCCCGGGUAUGGGUUCUUGUCGGAGGAUGCCGAGUUUGCGGAGAUGUGUGCCGAGGCAGGGUUGGUGUUUCUAGGACCGACGGCGGGGCAGUUGAGGAGGUUGGGGGAUAAGGUUUCUGCGAGGCAGUUGGCGAAGAGCGUUGGGGUUCCGGUGGUGGAUGGAACUGAAGCGAGGGAAGGCGAUGGGGCGAAGGAUGUGGUGGAAUUUGCAAAGAGAGUAGGGAGCGGGGGAAGUGUGAUUCUCAAAGCUGCGAAUGGAGGUGGUGGGAGAGGGAUUCGUGUCGUACAUCUACCCAAGGGCUCUUCGGACAUCGAAUCUGUCAUCCGUUCUGCUUACGAUGAAUGCUCACGCGAAGCAGCAUCGUCCUUUGGAGAUGGAACCGUGUAUGCGGAACGCUUUUUGACGAACGCCAAGCACGUCGAAGUGCAGCUGAUCGGCGACGGAUCAGGUCGAGUGAUCCAUCUAUGGGAUCGAGAGUGUUCUCUUCAACGUCGCAAUCAGAAGCUCAUCGAGAUCGCACCCGUACCCCACCUCGAGGAUGGAUUGCGGAAUAGGAUCCUAGAAGCGGCGGUGAAGCUAGGACAGGAGGUCGGUCUGAAGAGCCUCGCAACGGUGGAAUUCCUGGUCGACGUGGAUCGAGCCCAAUUCUGGUUCAUGGAAGUGAACCCUCGCAUCCAAGUCGAACACACCGUCACCGAGAACGUCACCGGCCUCGACCUCGUCGCACUGCAACUGCUCGUCGCCCUCGAAUUCUCCCUCAACGACCUCGCACUCGCGCAAAGCGCCAUCCCCUUCCCCAGCACCACAGCCAUCCAAGCGCGCAUCAACGCCGAAUCCUUCCGCGAAGCUACCGACGAAACCGUGCCCGAAGCUGGCACCAUCACCUCGCUCAUCUGGCCCAUCGGCGGCAAUGUUCGCAUCGAAACCGCAGCUCACCCGCCGCAUCCCGUGCUGGGUGAGUAUCGGGCUAAUCCGAUGUUCGACAGUCUGUUGGCGAAAGUUGUCGUUACGGCGCGGGAUUACGCGAGUGCGGUGGAGAUGGCGAGGAGGGCGUUGGAGGAGACUGUGAUCGGAGGCGUGAGGACCAACAGGUGGUUUUUGAUGGCCUUGUUGGAGGACGAAGGGGUGAAGGCGGGGAGACAGCACAUCCAUACGGUAAAGAAUGGCUUUGGAGCGCUUGCGGAGCGUGCGAAACAUUUGGAAGAGUUGGACGCAAAACGCGGUGGUGACCACGGUCAGAAUGAAGCUACAUCAAAGACGGGUGAAGUAGCGGACGAGGUCAAGGUGGAAGAAGGACAGGCCGCGAUCAAGUCUCAUCUGAGCGGGAUGGUGGUGAAACUCUCGGUGGAGGAGGGAGAGGAGGUCAGCGCGGGUCAAGAGCUGGUUGUGGUGGAAGCGAUGAAGAUGGAGCAUGUGAUUCGAGCGGAUGCUUCCUGUGCUGGUGGCAAGGUGCACAAAGUUUUGGUCAAGCAAGGUGGGGUGAUCAACGCUUCCGACGUCAUCAUCGUCAUCGACACCAGCAACAAUCCAGAAUCUUCCUCUACCGAUAUGGCCUCCUCGUCAAUUUCAAUUGACCCAGCAGAAGACCCCUCCAUCCCACGUCCCGAACUCGAGGAGCUUCAACGUCGUCGUCACGCCAUCUCCGACGCCGGCCGCACCUCGGCCGUCACAAAGCGUCACGCACGAGGCUUCCUCACCGUCCGCGAAAACCUCUCGCUCCUCCUCGACGCGAACUCGCUCAUCGAGUACGGCGAUCUCGCUCUCGCAGCCCAAAGAUCACGCUACUCCGCCGAAGACCUCAUCGCGCGCACCAGCGGAGACGGCAUCGUCACCGGCUUCGGUCGCAUCGAAGGACACACCGUCUCGCUCAUCCUGGGCGACUACAUGGUUCUGGCUGGCACGCAAGGCUACUUCCACCACUUGAAGCUGGAUCGGAUCCUUACUGCUACUCUGGAGCAUCCAGCGCCGCUGAUUUUGUACGCGGAGGGAGGAGGUGGGAGGCCAGGGGAUACGGACUAUCCGACGGGGUCCGGGUUGAUGACACCGAGUUUCGCGUUGAUGGGUCAGGUGAGGGCGAAGGGGAUCCCGGUGGUGGGCGUCGCCAACGGGUACGUCUUUGCGGGCAACGCGGCGCUUUUAGGCACGUGCGAUGUUGUGAUCGCGACCAAAGGUGGAGAUCAAGAGUUGGCAGGGGAAAAGGAAAAGGCGGGUAAGACGUCGAUCGGGAUGGGCGGCAUGGCGAUGAUCGAAGCGGGUGGAUUGGGGGUGGUCGAGUCGGACGAUAUCGGUCCGACUCAGGUCCACGCAGAGACAGGUGGUGUCGAUGUGGUGGUCGACAACGAAACGGAUGCUGCGGCGAUGACGAGGAAGAUCGUCGGCUUCUUCACGCAGCCUUCGGUGGAAGAGGGACGGUGGAGCUACUCGCAAGACGUACAGCUGUUGCGAACGUGUCUGCCGAAGGUGGAGCAUCGUCGACGAGCCUUCGACGUGCGUCGCGUCAUCUCGCUUCUAGUAGACGACUCUUCCUUUGUCGAACUGGCACCACACUGGGGAACAGGCAUCAUCACGGGUUUCGCGCGUAUCCAAGGUCAAGCGAUCGCCAUUCUCGCCAACGACCCGACGUCGGCGCUCGGCGGAGCCAUCGACGCGCACGCCGCGCUCAAAGCCACGCGCCUCCUCAGACUCCUCGCCCGAACUCGUGCGGUGCAUCUCGUCAGUCUUUGCGACACACCCGGGUUCAUGGUGGGGCCCGAAUUCGAACGGACCUCCACCGCUGGUGGAUCCUUCCGUACGUUUGGCGAUUGGUUCACCUCGGCCGCGGAGUUCACCCAGUCCGGCGGCCGAUUCGUCGGCCUAGUGCUGCGCAGAGCGUUCGGUCUAGGAGCUCAGGCGAUGUUGGGAGGGAGCACGCUGAGCAAUUCGAUCUGCGCCACUUGGCCAGCAGCCAGUCUGGGACCCAUGUCGUUGGAAGGCGCGGUGCAGUUGAGUAUGAAGAAGCAGUUGGCUGGGAUCGAGGAUCCGAAGGAAAGGGCCAAGGUGGCGGAUGAGGCGGUGCAAGGGCUGUACAGGAACGGCAGGGGGAUCAACGUUGCUAGUAUGGCCGAGGUGGACACUGUGUUGGAUCCGGCAGAGACGAGAAAUUGGUUAGGAAGGGUGGUGAAGGAUGUCCUGGGGGAGCGGAUGGCUAUGUACAAGGUGAGGAGGGCGCAGAAGGUGGAUCCUCAUUUGUAG
Molecule: messenger RNA, 3498 nt
Organism: Pseudozyma hubeiensis SY62
Lineage: Eukaryota; Fungi; Basidiomycota; Ustilaginomycetes; Ustilaginales; Ustilaginaceae
Exons: 1
Coding region: 1-3498 (1165 amino acids)
Molecular function (GO): metal ion binding; ligase activity; ATP binding
Source: RefSeq, a predicted model, not a curated record